CGUCCUUCCCCUGGUGCCCGGCGAGCAGGGGACGGUCCCCGCGGCACCCGCGUCCCGCCCGGGGUGGAUGCGUCUCCUGCGGGGGAGGGCUCCCCAGGGAAGUUCGCAGCCAGGAGCAGCCGCGCAGGGGCUGAGGCUCCGGGGCAGAGCCCGGGGGACCCGUGCGGACCCCGCUGAGUGCGGCCAUGGCCGACAGCCAGAUGCCCUUCUCCUGCCAUUACCCCGGCCGGCGCAGCGUCCGCGACCCGUUCCGGGAGCCCGGCCUGACCUCGCGCCUGCUGGACGAUGACUUCGGGAUGUCGCCCUUCCCCGGGGACCUCACCGCGGACUGGCCCGACUGGGCUCGGCCCCGGCUCACCACGACCUGGCCGGGCCCCCUGCGCUCGGGCAUGGCCCGCGCCUGCACCAUGGCCCCCAGCUACGGAGCCCACUUCGGGGGGUACCCCGAGAGCCGCAGCCCCGCGCCCUUUCCCCGCGAGCCGUGGAAGGUGUGCGUGAACGUGCACAGCUUCAAACCCGAGGAGCUCACGGUCAAAACCAAGGAUGGCUACGUCGAGGUGUCAGGCAAGCACGAGGAGCAGCAGGUGGAAGGAGGGAUCGUCUCCAAGAACUUCACCAAGAAAAUCCAGCUGCCCUACGAGGUGGACCCCAUCACGGUCUUCGCCUCCUUGUCGCCGGAGGGGCUGCUGAUCAUCGAGGCGCCCCAGAUCCCCCCCUACCAGCAGCACGGCGAGGGCGGCUGCGGCAGCGAGAUCCCCGUCGAGAGCCAGGAGGCCACGUGUGCCUGAGCAGCCUCCCGCAUCCCUGCAUCCCUCCUCCCCUCUCCCCUUUCCCCCCAGAACCCCGCUCCCUGGUCCCCUGCGGCGCGGCGUCUGGACUGCCUCUGGCUCAAGGGUGAUGGCAGCAACCCCCGCCACCCCGGGGGGGACCAGCUGAGAGCCAGGGUGCACACAGGGUGCCAGGCCACCGUCCCCGAGGGCUUGUAGUGGUCUGAGGAGCCGGUAGAGGCGUUGUGCCUAUGGGGCUGAGCAGAACGGAUUCCUGCUCACGGUUGGGUUUUGCUCCAAGUCGCCCGGAUGGGCUAUUUAUGACGGUAGCACAAAAAGGGCCCUUUUUGUUUCUCUAGAAUUGAUGUGGAUUCCCACAGUCCUGCGUCCUUCCCUCCUCUGUAGGUUUUGGGGUUUGUUUUUAUAAACUAUCUCUGCAAAGGAUGCGCAUCCGGCAGCGGAGCUGGAUGGCCCGGCCUCUGUCCCGAGGAGCGCCACCCGUCUGCGUGUUCUGAACGUUGGUUUGGGGUUUUCCGUGUUCUGGUCCGGUUUUUUU
Messenger RNA from Pezoporus flaviventris, 1323 nucleotides. It is a transcript of the gene HSPB8, whose product is annotated as heat shock protein family B (small) member 8. The transcript has 3 exons. Gene Ontology annotation, biological process: cellular response to unfolded protein. The coding region runs from base 186 to 788 and encodes 200 amino acids. Gene Ontology annotation, molecular function: protein homodimerization activity. Gene Ontology annotation, cellular component: protein folding chaperone complex; cytoplasm; nucleus. The record is from RefSeq and is a predicted model, not a curated record. Lineage: Eukaryota; Metazoa; Chordata; Aves; Psittaciformes; Psittacidae.